Aureobasidium uvarum is the source of this 213-nucleotide messenger RNA. NCBI's taxonomy places the organism in Eukaryota, Fungi, Ascomycota, Dothideomycetes, Dothideales, Saccotheciaceae. The record is from the annotation of a GenBank genome assembly.
AUGGCUUCCCAAGACAUCCGCACGAGUUCGCUCAAGAAGCCCAUUACCAUUACCGAGUACCUCUUUGCUCGUCUGAAGCAAUGUGGCGUUAGCUCUGUUCACGGUCUUCCUGGUGACUACAACCUGGUCGCUCUCGACUACCUGGAGAAGGCUGGCCUGAAAUGGGUUGGCAACUGCAACGAGCUCAAUGCUGGUUACGCUGCUGGUAGGUAG